Drosophila gunungcola (fruit fly) is the source of this 2324-nucleotide messenger RNA. RefSeq names its product inhibitor of growth protein 3 (gene Ing3). Bases 108 to 2255 code for a protein of 715 amino acids. The record is from RefSeq and is a predicted model, not a curated record. Gene Ontology annotation, cellular component: NuA4 histone acetyltransferase complex. The transcript has 2 exons. Lineage: Eukaryota; Metazoa; Arthropoda; Insecta; Diptera; Drosophilidae. Gene Ontology annotation, biological process: regulation of DNA-templated transcription.
CUAACGUUUACCAACACUGGACAAAAACAGACGCAUUUUCGCAAUCACACAAAUAUAAAUUAUUGUGAAUUUUCCGCAAUUAAAGCGGCCCAGCACCCAUUGCCAAGAUGCUUUACCUGGAGGACUACCUGGAGAUGAUCGAGCACCUGCCGCAGGAGCUGCGCGACCGCUUCACGGAGAUGCGCGAACUGGAUCUCGCCGUUCAGAACAACAUGGACUCUCUGGACAAGAAGGCGCACCUAUUCUUCAAACAGUGCAAGCGCGAUGAGCUGCAGCACGAGUCCAUGGACACGGAGUUUCACAGCCUGCGCGGCGAGUACUUCAAGGUGAUGGAGGACGCGGACGAGAAGGUGGCCAUUGCCACCCAGAUCCACGAGCUAGUGGAGCGCUACCUGCGCCGCCUGGACAGCGAGCUCUUCAAGUUCAAGUGCGAGCUGGAGGCGGACAACAACGGCAUUACCGAGAUCCUCGAGCGUCGCUCCCUGGAGCUGGACGGCAACUCCACGGCCGCCACCGCCCUGCUGCUCAGCAUGAACCAGAAGGAGAAUCGCUACUUCGGCGCCAGUUCGGCCAACAGUCUGGUCAACAGCUCGGCCGGCGGCCAUGGUGUCCCAUCCGGCCCAUCCGCCACCGGCUCCUCCUCGGCCAUUGCCCUGGUCAGCGGAGCCACUGGAUCAGGAUCGGGAGCCCUGGCCAGCAUCUCCACGGCCCAGCUCAGCUCCAGCCAGCGGCACCGCAAGCUGGAGAAGCGGCGCGAGACUAUCUGCACCGUGCCCGUGCAGGAGAAGCGCGCCAAUCUCAACCAAUCGCUGCCCGUGGUCACCACUGCCCCGGUGCUGGCCUCCUCCUCCUCUUCUGCCUCUGCGGCUCCUGGUGCCCUGGCCAGCGUCACAGCCGCCCAGUCGCAGGCCUCCAAUCACAUUGGCAGCCUGGCCACCACACAUCUUAGCCUGUCCGUAUCCGUGGGCGUCAGUGUGGGCGUGGCCGGCGGCAGUGGCAACCUGCCCGGCAGCAGCAGCUCAAUGGCAGCCGGAACGGGCUCCCUGGUGCGCCAGCUGCCCACAAACCUGGCGCACAGCGUGCUAAGCAGCACAGGCGGAGCCGUAACGGCAGCGGGCGGAGUGGCAGGCGGCACUGGAGCCACACCGGUGGUCACAGGAGCAACCGCGGGCCAUGGACAUGGCGGCGGAGCCACAGUCACCUACAACCUGCAGCAACUGGGCGGAGGAGCGGCCGCCUCCAGUGCCAUUGCGGCGGCAGCCAGCCAGGCGAUUGUGGCCACGCAGCAGAUGCAGCAGGGUCGGCGCACGGCCAGCCUGAAGGCCAGCUACGAGGCCAUCCACGGCACGGCGGGCACCACGGCGGAGUUCUGGUCGCAGGCGGGCCAGGGCGGUGGCCUGCCGCAGUCCGCGGGCGGAGCGGUUGCAGUGGCGGCCGGCACGGCACUAACCACCAGCGGAGCAGCUGGAGGAGGAGCUGGCACCGGCGGAUCACACCACUCGCACCACUCACAGUCGCACCACAGCAGCAGCAGCAGCAGCCAUGGCCACGGACACGGACAUGGUCACGGCCAUGGACAUGGGCAUGGCCAUGGGCACCACAGCAGCGGCAGCGGACAUGGCAGCGGUCACCACCACCAGGAGAAGAAGCAGAAGAAGAAGCUGACCACUGCGCUGGCGGUGCCCUCGUCGCUGGCCGUUCAGCCGCUGGCCGGCUCCUCGUCCGGCAACUCCAUUGGCUCCGCCUCCUCCUCGAUGAGCGUGGAGUCGGUGGACAUGCUCUCCACGGCUAUGGCUGCAGCGGCUGCAGCGGCCUCAACAAAUCUUUCAACUGGUGGCCUGCCCCAUGGAACGCUGACCAUGGCUGGCGGUGGAGCAGCCCCAGGAGCUGGCUUGACGACGGCCAAUGCCGCUGGCAGUGUCACCGGCGUGGCUGCCAUGACCCUGCCCACCAACAACAGCAGCACCGCCAGCGCCACCGCCACAAUGCCGCCCGGCACCAGUCUGAUCAUCAACGAGAACGGACUCAUGGUGGAGCAGACCAACGAGGGCGAGUGGUCGUACGAUCCCAACGAGCCGCGCUACUGCACCUGCAACCAGGUGUCCUACGGCGACAUGGUGGCCUGCGACAACGACGCCUGUCCCUACGAGUGGUUCCACUACCCCUGCGUGGGCAUCACGCAGCCGCCGAAGGGCAAGUGGUUCUGUCCCAAGUGCACCGCCUCCAUGCGACGGCGCGGCAACAGGAAGAACUGAGGAUUGGAUGCGCUGCUGGGCAAACUGGAAUCGUUGGCUUAAUGGCUGGGGUCCUCUUCAAAAAACAAA